AUGCCAAGGAAUCACGAAGGAGGGCUAAAGAGAUUUGAAAAAGAUGACUUGGAACAUAGAAUUUAUGAAAAUAUGACAAAACAUUUUGGUUUAGAAAUGAAUGUGAAACAUCAUAAUUUUGAAAUUCUAUGGACUGAAGAAAACAAUCUUUUCGAAAUAUCUACCAUCUGUAACAGGUUAACCCAUAAACAAAUUGCAUAA
Clunio marinus is the source of this 201-nucleotide messenger RNA. The record is from the annotation of a GenBank genome assembly. Lineage: Eukaryota; Metazoa; Arthropoda; Insecta; Diptera; Chironomidae.